AUUGGGUAAAUCCCUGUUGAUGAAGACUGGGUCUGGAACCGCCGUGGUGGUUGUUGAGAAGAAGUGAAAAACCUUCAAGGGCCGGCCUCUGUUGCGCGGUUGAUCUUUGCCUUUGAGACAUAAUUACUUACAUAUCCAACAUACCCUACCGCACUCUCUGACUCUUCCCCAAGUUGGCAUGUUCGUGCGGUGAAGGUUUUGGUCCGCCAUGUCCAAGUUGUUUUCAACCCGGGUCAGGCCCGCGAAUGGAGACGGGGACGGAGACAACAAGGGUGUUGUUCUCUCGGAUGACCAAGAGAGCCAGAUUGGUCACCUCCAGGCGGCACGGGACGCUAAGCGGCAGAUCGGCAUCGUCUCUGCCUCUUUUCUAAUCGUUAACCGCGUCAUCGGCACCGGCAUCUUUGCCACUCCCGGCUCGAUCCUGACGCUUUCCGGCAGUGUCGGCCUGUCCCUGUUCAUCUGGGUUGCCGGCAUCCUCAUAGCGGCCGCUGGCACGGCCGUCUACCUGGAGUUCGGCACUGCCAUCCCCAAAAACGGAGGCGAGAAGAACUACCUGGAAUACGUCUAUCGCAAGCCGAAGUUUCUCGUUACCGGCUUGUACACGGGAUAUGUGAUUCUGCUCGGUUGGGCCAGCAGCAACUCGGUCAUUUUUGGCGAAUACAUCCUCCACGCCGCCCAGGUCGAGGUCGACCGCUGGAAUCAGCGUGGCAUCGGCCUUGCCUGCAUCACCGCCGCCUUCCUCAUCCACGGGACGGCGUUGAGAUGGGGCAUCCGCCUCCAGAACGUUCUCGGCACUAUCAAGGUCAUCGUCAUCUUGAUCAUCGUCGUCUCCGGCUGGGUCGCCCUCUCCGGCCGUCUCAAGCUGCCCGAGGAUGAGCGGCCACACAACUUCACCAACGCCUUCGAGGGCACCACCGGCAGCGCCUACGGCGUCGUGACGGCCCUCUACAACGUCAUCUGGAGCUUUAUCGGCUUCUCCAAUGCCAACUACGCCCUGAGCGAGACCAAGAAUCCCGUCCGGACGCUCAAGAUCGCCGCCCCGCUGGCCAUCGGAACCAUCUCGCUCCUCUACAUGCUGGUCAACAUCGCCUACUUCGCGGCCGUGCCCAAGGAGGAGAUCCUGGCCGCCCGGCGGCUCGUCGCGGCCUCGCUCUUCCGCAAUGUCUUUGGCGGCGCCGCGGAGCGCGCCCUGUCCGUCUUUGUCGCCCUCUCGGCCUUUGGCAACGUCCUCAGCGUCAUCUUCUCUCAGGGCCGCCUCGUGCAGGAGCUCGGCCGCGAGGGCAUCCUCCCAUUUUCCCGCUUCUGGGCGAGCAACCGGCCCUUCAACGCGCCCCUCGCCGGCCUCUUUGAGCACUGGGUCGUCUCUGUCAUCAUAAUGCUCGCCCCUCCCCCUGGCGACGCCUAUGAUUUUAUUCUGAACGUGAUUUCCUACCCUCUCGCCAUCGUGAACGCCGCGGUUGCCGGAGGGCUCAUCUAUCUGUACCUGAACCGCAAGUCCUGGGGCUGGAACCCGCCCAUCCGCGCGACUCUCCCCGUCGUCAUCUUCUUCUUCCUCAGCAACAUCUAUCUCGUAAUCGCGCCCUUUGUGCCGCCCGCCGAAGGCCAGAACAUCUACAGCUCGCUCCCGUACUGGAUCCACUGCGUCGUUGGUUUCGGCAUCAUCUUUGCGGGCGGUGUCUACUGGCUGCUCUGGGCCGUCGUCCUGCCCAGGAUCGGUGGCUAUGAGCUGGUGCGGGAGACGGUCGUGGAUGACAUUGACGGCUGGGAACGCACCGUCUUCUUCCGGCGACCCAUUGAGAGCUCGUCGAGCAAAUGAGCUUCAACACGCUGUUUUAUACCCCGGUGCUUUGCUUUUUUUGUUCCAUGGGAGUUGGGAUUGAAGCAUCUUGGACGAUGUUUUAAUAUCGGCUGUAAUAAUAUGGACCCAAUGAAUAAUUAUACCCCUCAAGACUAGGUUCUUUCUGCACAGCUCAACCUUGUUAGCGUCA
Messenger RNA from Thermothelomyces thermophilus ATCC 42464, 1988 nucleotides. RefSeq lists its product as uncharacterized. Gene Ontology annotation, cellular component: membrane. The transcript is spliced from 4 exons. NCBI's taxonomy places the organism in Eukaryota, Fungi, Ascomycota, Sordariomycetes, Sordariales, Chaetomiaceae. The record is from RefSeq and is a predicted model, not a curated record. Gene Ontology annotation, molecular function: L-amino acid transmembrane transporter activity. The coding region runs from base 209 to 1816 and encodes 535 amino acids. Gene Ontology annotation, biological process: amino acid transmembrane transport.